Molecule: messenger RNA, 1491 nt
Organism: Colletotrichum fioriniae
Lineage: Eukaryota; Fungi; Ascomycota; Sordariomycetes; Glomerellales; Glomerellaceae
Source: RefSeq, a predicted model, not a curated record
AUGGCGGCCCACGCUACCGACAAUGAAGCCGCAGUCCAUGAGGUUACCACUGGAGGUGCGCCCGGCGUCAAGCCAAGGAGUGCCCUUCUCAAUACUGAGGCUGUGGAUGACAUCUCUGCGGAUGAUCAUGAGCAGCGCAUGAAGGACCGCGCGCUUCUCUCUGCCGAAGAAGAGAAGAAGCUCCUGCGCCGCGUCGACUUUCGCUUGAUGAUUCUGUGCGCUGUCAUCUUCAUGAUCAAAAACGUCGAUUCAAAUAACGUCGCAAAUGCCAGAAUCAUGAACAAGGGCACCCCCCGGAACAUCAUGACGCAGCUCAAGAUGACUGCUGAUGACUAUAACUGGGUCAGCACAAUUUACAACAUUCCGUUCAUGAUUUGCGAGAUUCCCACCAACAUGGUCGUGAAAAAGAUGCUCCCUUCACGAUUCCAGUCGCGCAUCAUGGCCGAGUCUGGCAUGUUUCCAGGUAUUAUUCUGCAGAUGAGCUACUGGUACCGCGCCGAUGAGAUGACUCCCCGGCUCUUGAUCUUUUACUCAUUCGAAUUCUUUGCCAACAUUGUUAGUGCUGUCCUGGCCUAUGGGUUCAGCGGCAUGAACGGGCGACAUGGCUUGUCCGGCUGGCAAUGGUUCUUCCUGGUUGAGGGUGUGAUUACGAUUGGCUUCGGCGUUUUGCUUCUCUUCAUCUUCCCUGACUUUCCCGCGCAGGCCAAAUGGUUGACCGACAAGGAAAAGCGAUUCCUCCAAGCUCGCCUACCACCAAAUGCCCCUCGUUCUUCCGAGAGCAAUUUCAAGGCGAGCGAGAUCUGGGAUACCAUGAAGGACCAACGUCUCUGGUGGUUUGCGUUCAUCUGGGCCACCAAGACGAUUGGUAGCACUGGUCUUUCGUUCUACUUGCCGACCAUUGUCGCCAGUCUGGGACUUGCUUCCAUCGCCGAAAGCCAGCUGCUCACCAUCCCAUCUUCGGUUCUAGCUAUUAUUCUCAUCGCUGUCAGCGGUUACUUGACCAACUCGCUGGCUGUGCCGUACCCCCUUGUGGCACUGGUGUACCUGGUCUCUAAUUUAGCGUGCUACGGUGUCAUGGUUGCAUACCCGAAUAACGGAGGCGUGUAUGCUGCUACCCUUAUUGCCGCGGGCGUCUCGCUGGCCUGGUUCGCUACCAUGUGGCCAUGGCGUCUCCAGACGACGUUCAGGGCAACGGGUUCGGCCUUUGCUAUCGCAUGGGUGAACGCCCUUGGUGGCAUUGGUACUAUUGUCGGUCCCCAGAUCUUUCGUUCCAAGUACGCACCCGAGUAUACAGUGUCGUUUGCGGUGGCCAUGGGCAUGACAGGCGCGUGCAUCCUUGCCAUCUGCUGGACUUGGUGGAUCACAAGGGAGACGGAGAGGCAGACCCGUCACCUGAGGAAGAAACGUCUCGCCGCACACAAAACCAACGAGGUCAUCUUGGAUGAUGUUGACAUCGAUGCUGACUUCAAGACACCGAAGGUGCACUCUUAG